ACAAUAUGCACAGCAGUUGAAAAGAGUGUGCUGUUGUAGAUGCAGCAUGUUACCCGUGGAGCGUGUGUGUGCGCGCGCCUGUGAUCGUGAUGGCGGCGGCGGAGGAGAGCGGCAGCACCGGGAGCAGCGGCUCGUGCAGCACCGCGGAGGAGGAGCGCAUGCGGCGGCUCUUCCAGACGUGUGACGGGGACGGAGACGGAUACAUCAACCGGAAUGAUCUGCUGAUGGUCUGCCGGCAGCUGAACAUGGAGGAUUCGGUGGCAGAGAUCAUGGGGCAGCUGGGCGCAGACGAACGAGGAAACAUCUCCUUCGAAGACUUCACUCGCUGCCGCAUGCAGCUGCUCAACGAGAUCCGCAAGGAGGAAGGCCAGCUUUCCCUCAUGUCCAGCGACUCGGAGAAGAGGACACUUCAUGAACACGUGUCCUCAUGGCCCACCAGCAGCGAGAACAGUCUGGGCGCUCGUGAGAGCUGGGAGUUUGAUUCUGGAGCUCGAGACUUACAGAGUCCAGACAUGCAUCCUCCGCAGCAGAGCUCACUGUUAAUCCGGAAGCUCCUGGAUCAGCCCUCGGCUGGACUUCACAAGCUCCUGUCCCAGCAUCCGUCCGGCCGGAGCGGGGCUCUGGAUCUGGCCAACACUCUGCAUCUGGCUGCGCUGGCGUCUCUGAAGGGUGACGUGGUGGAGCUGAACCAGCGGCUGCUGCAGACCGGGAGAGAGAGAGACGCGCUGGAGAAGAGACUGGCCAAAGCACAGUGUGAGCAGUCUCAUCUGCUGCGGGAGCAUGAGGAGGUUCAGGAGAGGACGACGCUGCGCUAUGAGGAGCGAAUCACAGAGCUGCACAGCAUCAUCGCCGAACUCAACAAGAAGAUAGACCUGCUGCAGGGAGCCACCAUCAGGGAGGAAGAUGAGUUUUCCGAGCUCCGCUCCGAUCUAAGUCACAGCCAGCAGGAAGUUAACGAGGACGACCGGAGCGUCGAUCAGGACCCCGACCAGGCGUCCAUCUCACUGCCUGAGAACCAGUCCACACUGGUCACAGCAGACAUGGAUAACUGCAGUGACCUGAACUCGGAGCUGCAGCGUGUUUUGACGGGUCUGGAGAGCGUCCUGUGCGGCCGUAAGAAGAGCACAUGCAGUCUGUCUGUGGCAGAGGUGGACAGACACAUCGAGCAGCUGACCACUGCCAGCGAACACUGCGAUCUGGCCAUCAAGACGGUGGAGGAGAUCGAGGGCGCUCUGGGCCGUGACUUCUACCCCAGUCUGUGUGAGGAGCGUGUGCGCUGGGAGAAAGAGCUGGCUGGACUCCGGGAGGAGAACGAGAGCCUGACGGCGAUGCUGUGCAGUAAAGAGGAGGAUCUCAACCGCACCAAAGCCACCAUGAAUGCCAUCCGAGAGGAGCGAGACCGCCUGCGCAGACGCGUGCGAGAGCUGCAGACGCGUCUCCAGAGCGUUCAGCCCGGUGCUCCGUCCAGUCCUGGACGUCUGACCCCGGCGGGACGUCCCAUCAACCCCAGCACCGGAGAACUCAGCACCAGCAGCAGCAGCAACGACAUCCCCGUCGCCAAAGUGGCAGAACGAGUGAAGCUGUCGAAAACGCGCUCUGAAUCACUGCCAGCGGAGAGAUCCGUCCUCGGCUCCGAAAUCAGCAGCAUCGGGGUGUCCAGUAAUGUGGCUGAACACCUGGCUCAUUCCCUUCAGGACUGCUCCAACAUCCAGGAGAUCUUCCAGACGCUCUACUCGCACGGAUCCGCCAUCUCCGAGAGCAAGAUCCGCGAGUUCGAGGUGGAGACGGAGAGACUGAACAGUCGUAUCGAGCACCUGAAGUCUCAGAACGAUCUGCUGACCAUCACACUGGAGGAGUGUAAGAGCAACGCCGAGCGGAUGAGUAUGCUGGUGGGGAAAUAUGAGUCCAACGCCACCGCGCUCCGACUGGCCCUGCAGUACAGUGAGCAGUGUAUCGAGGCGUAUGAGCUGCUGCUGACGCUGGCUGAGAGUGAACAGGGUCUGGUUUUGGGUCAGUUCAGAGCCGCUGGAGUCAGUGCUGUGGGAGAGCAGGCAGGUGAAGAGAGCAUCACACAGAUCCUGAAGAAAGCUCACGACAGCAGAAAGACGGCAGAAAACGCAGCUAAAGACCUCCUGACGCGUCUAGAUGGCAGCUGCGGAGCUGCGUUUGCGGUCCAGCCCUGGGAGAGUCUCUCAUCCAACAGCCACACCAGCACCACCAGCUCGACGGCCAGCAGCUGUGACACUGAUUUCUCCAAAGACGACGAGCAGCGUCUGAAGGACUACGUGCAGCAGCUGAAGAACGACCGAGCGGCUGUCAAGCUGACCAUGCUGGAGCUGGAGAGCGUCCACAUCGACCCGCUGAACUACGACCUCAAACCCCGCGCAGACUCGCAGAGACUCGACCUGGAGAACGCUGUGCUCAUGCAGGAGCUCAUGGCCAUGAAGGAGGAGAUGGCGGAGCUGAAGGCUCAGCUGUAUCUGCUGGAGAAGGAGAAGAAAGCUCUGGAGCUGAAGCUGAGCACACGGGAGGCUCAGGAACAGGCCUAUCUGGUGCACAUCGAGCAUCUGAAGUCUGAGGUGGAGGAACAUCAGGAACAGAGACGGAGAUCGCUCAACUCCACCAGCAGCACUGGAGCCAACGACAAGAGCGGGAAGGACUCUGGUGAUUCUCCGGUGAUCAGUCUGUCUGAUCUGAGGAGUUUGAGUGACAGCGACCUCGCGGCGGAGCUCACCAGCGCCCUCAGGAGAGAGAAGAAGCUGAAGGGUCGCAUUCAGGAGUUGGUCGCGGCGUUAGAAAGACUCACUAAGAGCAGUGAAGUCAGACAUCAGCAGUCAUCGGAGUUCGUUAAUGACCUUAAACGAGCCAACAGUAAUCUGGUGGCAGCGUACGAGAAAGCCAAGAAGAAGCACCAGAACAAGCUGAAGAAGCUGGAGUCUCAGAUGAUGGCGAUGGUGGAGCGUCACGAGACGCAGGUGCGGAUGCUGAAACAGCGCAUCGCUCUUCUGGAGGAGGAGACGUCUCGACCGCACACCAGCGAGACCUCGCUCUGAGGAGAAGACGUUUCUCAGGAUGUUCACGCUGCUCUUUCACACACAACAGCCACUGUCAAGCUACAGGAAUCAUCAUAAAAACGUGAAGCGCUGGCUCAAACGUGCUCGUUUUGUCAAGGAGGAGACGGCGUUUAAUUCGUUUUUCCAAUUCUCACUUAUGAGGUUCACCAUUUUUAUGCUUUCACUAGUCAAACCCGGCGAUUGAGAUGACAUAACACUCAUAAAUCCUCAUAAUUAUUCAUUACUUUAGAAGGAAAUGACAUGAACACACACUCACUGGUAGCUGUUCACUAGUUAUAUUUCAUAAUCGUACAGUGUAGAGGAAU
Carassius carassius (crucian carp) is the source of this 3379-nucleotide messenger RNA. RefSeq names its product colorectal mutant cancer protein. Bases 90 to 3053 code for a protein of 987 amino acids. Lineage: Eukaryota; Metazoa; Chordata; Actinopteri; Cypriniformes; Cyprinidae. Gene Ontology annotation, molecular function: calcium ion binding. The record is from RefSeq and is a predicted model, not a curated record. The transcript is spliced from 19 exons.